Messenger RNA from Sarcophilus harrisii (Tasmanian devil), 11145 nucleotides. It is a transcript of the gene SDK1, whose product is annotated as sidekick cell adhesion molecule 1. The transcript is spliced from 47 exons. Gene Ontology annotation, molecular function: protein binding. Lineage: Eukaryota; Metazoa; Chordata; Mammalia; Dasyuromorphia; Dasyuridae. Bases 324 to 7172 code for a protein of 2282 amino acids. The record is from RefSeq and is a predicted model, not a curated record.
AAUCAGCUCCGGGCUGAGGGCGGCGCGUGUGGCCGGGCUGUGAAUGGGAAGCGGCGGCAGCGGCGGCGGGGAACUGAAAACUGGAAACUUACCAUGAUCAGUGAAAAUUUAAUGGGAAUAUAGUUUUCGUCCUCUUUGCGGUAUAUGAAAGGUACUCUCUGGCUUGCCGUCUUCAGUUGCUGGCUGGGUAGAAUGGAACAAUCUCGUGUUUGUUAUAGUGCUGCGAUGAAGGAUCCAGAUUUACGGAAAUACUAGCCAGCGUCAGUAAACUUGCUGUGUCUCAGCCUGUGUAGAAGGCAUUGGAUGUGACAAGGCAGAGAAACAUGUGCUUCACAUUUCUGACUGGUUGUUUUGGUGCAAUCAAUACUUCUACAAGAUACAUUGAUUUAGAUGGCGAUUAUAAUACAGUCAUGCAUACAGACUAUUGCCUUCGGGUUGCAUGUAAAGUGAGCACAAGCCACCAGGUCCUUGCCUCUCAUGAACAAGAGAAGCCAGUAUCCCCCAAACUUCAGUGUCGGAGCAACAGGAAUACAAGUUCCUACUUAACCAAAGAAAGCCCAGCCUCACAGUGGGCUGGGAGGAAUGAUGAUGAAAACGUGCAUUUGGAUCUGAAGGCAGUCAGGGAGGAUAUAAUGAUUGGAAGAGAAGUCGGAGGAGAGAUUAUGGCACGAAGGAAUAGUUGGAGAAAACAAAUGAUAAAGUUCAACCUAUGUUUCUUUUUCUUCUGUCGUGGAUGGUGGGCGUUUCUCUUGCUUCAACUCCACAUGUUUCAAGCAUUGGCACAAGGAGCUGGCUUCAGUUAUUUUACAUAUCACAAUGAUGUUGCACCAUAUUUCAAGACUGAACCAGGUUUACCUCAGAUUCAUCUGGAAGGAAAUCGCCUGGUACUCACUUGUCUUGCUGAAGGGAGUUGGCCUUUGGAAUUCAAAUGGAUAUGUAAUGACAAUGAGAUCACCACCUAUACCACCGAAUAUAAGUACAUUAUUCCAUCUUUAGAGAGGACUGAUGCUGGGUUUUACCAAUGUGUGGUACGCAACAGGAUGGGAGCACUCUUGCAAAGAAAAUCUGAAAUUCAAGUUGCAUAUAUGGGAAAUUUCAUGGAUUCAGACCAGAGAAAAGCUGUAUUUCAAGGACAUGCUGCAGUUCUAAACUUGCCUCACAUCAAAAGCUAUCCCAGACCACAAGUGACUUGGUUUAGAGAUGGGCACAAAAUUAUUCCAAGCAGCAGAAUAGCCAUAACCCUGGAGAAUCAGCUGGUGAUCUUGGCAACAAAAGCAAGUGAUUCCGGAGGUUAUUACGUCCAGGCUGUCAAUGAAAAAAAUGGAGAAAAUAAGACAAGCCCAUUCACUUAUUUGAGCAUAGAAAGUGAUAUUGACACACCUGCUAUCAUGGCUCCUGUCAUUGUCGUCCCUCCAGGCAAUACAAGCGUAGUGGCAGGAACCAGUGAAGUCACAUUGGAAUGCAUAGCCAAUGCAAGACCUAUUGAAGAACUGAGCAUGACUUGGAAAAGAAAUGGAGUUAAAAUUACUAAUGGACUCCACAGUUUGGGAAGACGACUUACUAUCACUAAUCCAACAUCCUCUGACAUUGGAAUGUAUAUCUGUGAGGCUGAAUUAAGAGGAACUGACUUUGAGCCAUCAAGAACAAAAGCCUUUCUUUCUAUCAUAGAGCCUCCCUAUUUUACUGCUGAACCUGAGAGUAGAAUUCUAGCCCAAGUAGAAAAAACUGUGGAUAUCUUGUGUCAAGCAAUGGGAGUCCCAGUCCCUAAUCUUGAAUGGUAUAAGGACUCUGUCCCCAUCAGCAAGCUCCAAAAUUCUCGUUAUAAAUUACUAGUGAGUGGAGGUCUACGAAUCCAAAAACUGCAUCCCAAUGACUCUGGUAUUUUUCAAUGUUUUGCAAGAAAUGAAGGUGGGGAAAUAGAGACACACACAUACCUGGAUGUAACUAAUAUUGCCCCAACAUUUACUCAGCGUCCAAUGGAUACCACUGUUACAGAUGGAAUGACAGCAGUGCUCACCUGUGAAGUUUCAGGAGCUCCAAAACCUGCUAUCACAUGGAAAAGAGGGAAACAGAUUUUGGCCAGUGGCUCUGUUCAGAUUCCUAGAUUUAUUCUUCUGGAAUCUGGAGGCCUGCAGAUAACCCCCGUCUUUCUCCAGGAUGCUGGAAACUACACGUGCUAUGCAGUCAACUCUGAAGGAUCUCUAAAUGCAUUUGCCAUGCUGACUGUGUGGAAUCGUACUUUUAUUGUCUACCCUCCUGAAGAUCGAAUUGUUAUUAAGGGAACUACAGCCACUCUGCACUGUGGAGCAAUUCAUGAUCCUAGAAUUCCUAUCAGAUAUGUUUGGAAGAAGGACAACAUCAUUAUAAAUACAGCUACAAGUUCUAGAAUUGUGGUAGAAAAAGAUGGUUCCCUUCUUAUUAGUCAGACGUGGUCAGGUGACAUUGGUGACUAUACCUGUGAGGUUAUUUCUGAUGGAGGAAAUGAUUCAAGAAUAGCUCGAUUGGAAGUGAUUGAACUGCCCCAUUCACCGCAAAACCUCUUGGCUAGCCUGAAUUCUUCCCAUAGCCGUACUGUGAUGCUCUCCUGGGUUCGACCCUUUGAUGGAAACAGUCCUGUGCUUUAUUACAUCGUGGAGCUGUCUGAGAACAAUUCUCCAUGGAAAGUGCAUUUAUCUAAUGUUGAUCCAGAGAUGACUAGUGUCUCUGUCAGUGGUCUCACCCCAGCUCGUACCUACCAGUUCAGAGUGUGUGCUGUCAAUCAGGUGGGCAAGGGCCAACACAGUGCCGAAACAAGCAGACUAAUGUUACCUGAAGAACCUCCUAGUGCCCCCCCUAAAAACAUAGUGGCUAGUGGGCGUACCAAUCAAUCCAUCAUGGUCCAGUGGCAGCCACCCCCUGAAACUGAACAUAAUGGCGUUCUCCAUGGCUACAUUCUCAGGUAUCGUUUGGCAGGCCUACCUGGUGAGUAUCAGCACAGGAACAUUACCAGCCCGGAGAUUAACUAUUGCCUGGUAAAAGACUUGAUCAUUUGGACCCAAUAUGAAAUUCAAGUGGCAGCUUAUAAUGGAGCUGGUCUGGGAACAUUCAGCAGAGCAGUUACAGAAUAUACAUUACAAGGAGUCCCCACAGCUCCCCCACAGAAUGUGCAAACAGAAGCUCUGAACUCCACCACUAUCCAGUUCCUGUGGAACCCUCCUCCUCAGCAGUUCAUCAAUGGCAUCAAUCAGGGUUACAAGCUCUUAGCAUGGCCAGUGGAUGUUCCAGAGGCUCUGAUCACAGUCACUAUUGCUCCUGACUUCCAUGGUAUCCAUCAUGGGUACAUAACUAACUUGAAGAAAUUUACUGCUUACUACACAUCAGUUCUAUGUUUCACCACACCAGGGGAUGGUCCUCGGAGCCCACCCCAACUCAUCUGGACUCAUGAAGACAAGCCUGGAGCUGUGGGACACCUGAGUUUCACCGAGAUUCUGGACACGUCUCUCAAGGUCAGCUGGCAGGAACCUGUGGAGAAAAAUGGCAUUAUUACAGGUUAUCAAAUUUCCUGGGAGGUAUACAGUAGAAAUGACUCUCGUCUUACACUUACUUUAAAUAAUACAACCCAUGAAUAUAAAAUUAAAGGAUUAUCAUCUCUUACCACCUAUACCAUUGAAGUGGCAGCUGUCACAGCAACAGGGAUUGGACUGGUAACCUCAUCUACAAUUUCUUCUGGAGUUCCACCAGAACUUCCUGGAGCCCCUUCCAAUCUGGUGAUUUCCAAUAUCAGUCCACGAUCAGCAACACUUCAGUUCCGGCCUGGUUAUGAUGGGAAAACCUCUAUCUCCAGAUGGAUAGUAGAAGGACAGAUUGGUGCAAUAGGUGAUGAGGAGGAGUGGAGCUGUCUCUAUGAAGAAGAGAAUGAGCCUGAUGCCCAAAUGUUGGAGAUCCCAAACCUCACUCCCUACACGCAUUACAGGUUUAGGAUGAGACAAGUAAAUAUUGUUGGCUCCAGUCCUUUCAGUCCAUCAUCUCGUGUCAUCCAGACUUUGCAGGCCCCACCUGAUGUAGCCCCUGCAAGUAUAACAGUUCGAACAGCAAGUGAGACCAGUCUAUGGCUCCGAUGGGUGCCACUCCCUGAUUCACAGUAUAAUGGCAAUCCUGAAUCUGUGGGCUAUAGGAUUAAAUAUUGGCGAACUGAACUUCAGUCUUCAAUAAUGGUACAAGUAAUCCAUGACAGAUUGGAGAGAGAAUACACCAUUGAAGAGCUGGAAGAAUGGACUGAAUAUGAGUUACAGAUGCAGGCAUUUAAUGCCAUUGGAGCAGGACCUUGGAGUGAAGUGGUGAGAGGUCGGACUCGUGAGUCUGUUCCAUCAGCUGCUCCUGAAAAUGUGUCUGUUGAGGCUGUAAGCUCCACUCAGAUCUUAUUGACAUGGGCUUCUGUACCUGACCAAGACCAGAAUGGACUCAUAUUGGGUUAUAAGAUUCUAUUCAAGGCCAAAAAUUUGGACUCCGAACCCAAAACCCAUGUAGUAAGAGGAAACCACACACAGUCCGUUCUCCUGGCAGGCUUGCGGAAGUAUGUGCUCUAUGAGCUCCAGGUGCUGGCAUUCACCCGCAUUGGAAAUGGAGUCCCAAGCUCUCCUCCCAUUUUAGAGCGAACAAAAGAUGAUGCUCCAGGUCCACCUGUGAGACUUGUGUUUCCUGAAGUGAGGCUGACCUCAGUGAGGAUUGUGUGGCAACCACCAGAGGAACCGAAUGGGAUUAUUCUGGGAUAUCAGAUUGCAUAUCGUCUUGCUACCAGCAAUCCCAACAAGUUUACCACUGUUGAAGUUGGCUCUACUGUUAGGCAGUUCACUGCUACAGAUCUCACUCCGGAGUCAGCAUAUAUCUUCAGAGCAUCCGCAAAGACAAGACAGGGAUGGGGGGAACCUUUAGAAGCCACAGUCAUCACAACUGAAAAGAGAGAUCGUCCAGCACCACCCAGACAUCUUCUGAUUCCCCAGUCAGAAGUGACCUCUAGGAGCCUACAGCUUCAGUGGGUCCCCGGCAGUGAUGGGUCGUCCCCAAUACGGUAUUUCACAGUGCAGAUCCGGGAGCUACCGGGAGGAGAGUGGCAAACGUACUCUUCAUCCAUCAGCCACGAAGCUACGGCUUAUGUUAUUGAAAGAUUGAAUCCCUUCACUUCCUACAAACUUCGUCUGAAAGCAACCAACGAUAUUGGAGACAGUGACUUCAGUGCUGAGACAGAGCCAGUAACUACACUGCAAGAUGUUCCUGGAGAACCUCCAAGUUGUGUUUCGGUAACUCCUCAUACCACUUCUUCUGUCCUGGUCCAAUGGCAGCCACCAAGGGAUGAGAGUCUGAAUGGCCUUCUUGUGGGAUACCGAAUCUAUUAUCGGGAGCUGGAAUAUGAAGCUGGACCUGGAACAGAAUCCAAGACUGUCAAAAAUCCUUCAGCUCUUAGAGCAGAACUCACACCCCAAAGCAGCUUCAAGACAGUGAACAGCAGCUCUACGUUAACAACGUAUGAAUUAACACAUUUGAAGAAAUAUAAACGCUAUGAAGUGAUAAUGACUGCAUAUAAUAUCAUUGGGGAGAGCCCAGCUAGUGCUCCUGUGGAAGUCUUUGUAGGAGAAGCUGCACCAGCAAUGGCUCCACAGAACAUACAAGUGAACCCUCUCACAGCAAGUCAGCUGGAAGUCACGUGGGACCCACCUCCUGUGGAAAGUCAAAAUGGGAUUAUACAAGGAUACAAGAUUUAUUACUGGGAGGCAGGCAGUCGGAACGAAACAGAAAACAUGAAGGUCCUUUUCCUCCCAGAAACCAUGGUCAGGCUGAAAAACCUGACCAGUCACACAAAAUACCUGGUCAGCAUAUCUGCCUUCAAUGCAGCUGGAGAUGGGCCCAAGAGUGAACCCAGACAGGGGAGAACACAGCAAGCUGCACCAGGUGCUCCCAGUUUUUUGGCAUUCUCAGAAAUAACUUCUACUACUCUUAACAUUUCGUGGGGAGAGCCAGUGGCAGCAAAUGGGAUCCUACAAGGUUAUCGAGUGGUUUAUGAGCCCUUAGCACCUGUCCAAGGGGUAAGCAAAGUGGUGACCGUGGACAUUAAAGGAAAUUGGCAGCGCUGGUUGAAGGUGAGGGAUCUUACUAAAGGAGUAACCUACUUCUUCCGAGUGCAGGCCCGCACCAUCGCCUAUGGCCCGGGACUGCAGGCCAACGUCACAGCUGGCCCGGCGGAGGGAUCUCCUGGUUCUCCUCGAGAUGUUUUGGUUUCAAAAUCAGCUUCUGAACUAACUCUCCAAUGGAUGGAGGGAAAUUCUGGAGACAAACCUACAACGGGCUACAUCAUAGAGGCAAGACCUUCAGAUGAAGGCCUAUGGGAUAUGUUUGUGAAGGAUAUCCCCCGAAGCGCUACAUCCUACACUGUUAGUUUGGACAAACUCCGGCAGGGGGUGACCUAUGAAUUCCGAGUGGUGGCAGUGAAUGAUUUUGGCUAUGGAGAACCUAGCAGUCCUUCUGUAGCUGUAUCAGCCCAAUCAGAAACUCCAUUCUAUGAGGAGUGGUGGUUUCUUCUGGUGAUGGCCCUUUCAAGUCUGAUACUCAUCCUGCUCAUUGUGUUUGCCUUGGUCUUGCAUGGACAGAAUAAGAAAUACAGGAACUGCAGCACAGGAAAAAGCAUCUCCAAUAUGGAGGAAUCAGUGACCUUGGAUAACGGAGGGUUUGCUGCUCUUGAGCUAAACAGCCGCCAUCUCAAUGUCAAGAGCACUUUCUCCAAGAAGAAUGGCACCAGAUCCCCUCCUCGACCAAGUCCUGGUGGGCUACAUUAUUCUGAUGAGGACAUCUGCAACAAGUACAAUGGAGCAGUGCUAACUGAGAGUGUGAAUCUGAAGGAGAAAUCUGUAGAUGCGUCUGAAUCUGAGGCCACAGACUCCGAUUAUGAAGAUGAACUGCCAAAGCAUUCCUUUGUUAACCAUUACAUGAGCGACCCUACCUACUAUAAUUCCUGGAAGCGCCAGCCCAAGGGGGUGAAGCACCCGGCCGCCUACAGGUAUGAGGAGUGUGCGGCCGGCGAGAGCGAGCCCUACUUCCAGACUGUCAUCACCACACAGAGUGCGGGGGGCGUGUACACCCCGGCCGGACAGCAGGCCCCGGGCUCUCGGACUCCCGUCACGGGCUUCUCCUCGUUUGUCUGACGCUCUCCGGGCCACAGCACAGUGGGAACUCCCGCCGACAUUGGGGUGACCCAGCGUGACAUCAGGGUGGGUGGCUGGGGCAGUGAACCGUGGGUACAGUUCUCUAUCAGGGUAGAAUGGAUGCGAACAUUCAUAAGUCUAUUUUUUUGAAGACAAUCAACUCCGACAACAGAGCUGAAGUUUUGUUUAAAAACAAUUUCUGAUAAGUGACAACUUUAACCACUUGUGAACAGUAGGGUUUCAGUUGGAAGUUUUUGUUCUUUUUUUUUUUUUUUUUUUUUUUUUUUAUCCUUUUUGUAACAACCACUGCAAGAAGCAGCUGCCCUUUCCUUUCCUUUUCCCUUUUCUUUUCUUUUUAAGAGAAGGUGUAUUUCAUCGGUGCGGGGGCAUGGCGCCUUUGAGACUUCAAAAGAUUUCAAAACGUUCCAUUUCUCUAUCUUAAAGGCCAGGUAGGAAUGAUGGAGGAUGAAAGCAGGAUGGAGCUGUGUGUGAAAUAUUAGGACGGACUCCUAGCCUACCACUUUCUCCUUUCUACCUCCUCUGUAGGAGAAACAGCUGGUUCACAUGAUUCUCAGUGGUAUAACAACCUUGGUUCACUCUUGGUGUUUUGAUAAUGAAUAUUCUCCCUGUGCUCAGUCCUGACAUCCCCUCCCCUCACCCCAGCUCCAAUCCAUUCCUAAAAUACUUCUACUUGGCAGUUUUGAGCAGAGAAAAAUGUUCUUGGCACGAGAUGAUACAAUUGGAAAGUCAUUCCAAGGUGGUAUCAUUUUGGGCCUGUUGUGGGUCAGGUCCUUCCCUGUGUGGUUCAUCCCACUGGUAAUUUAACAAACAAGUAAACAAAGGCCAGGUGGUACAGGAAGGAUGACCUCAGGUUGGCUGGCAAUGGCCCAAUCACGGGAGCUUGAGAAACUGCUUCCAUCCCAUAGAGGCAAAAGGUACACAGCCUUCCCUUGCUAAACCAGGCAGAAAGACAACAUUUUCAGAAUUGCCUGACGCUUGAGGAGGAGGAUUCCAAGAGGGUUUUUUAAAAACCAUUUUAAAAAAUAUAUAUGUCACACUAAAUGAGUGAGUCUUUGGUGUUUCCAGGUGCCUUUUUCUUAAUUGUUCAGCUUUGUACAUGGAAAAGCUAGUGUGUCUCCAAAUAAAGCAAAACAGCUUUUGAAAAAAAGCAAGGUUGUGAAUUACCUCCUGCACAUUUUAAGGCUCCUUUGGUGCACUCCGGCUCCAACUCUUGUUGUUGGGUUUUUUAUUUUUAACCACGAAUUUGUUUUUCAUUUGUUUUAUAUUCUCUGCCUUCUUGACCUCUGAAGCUAUUGUCAGUUCCUCAAAGAACAAAGGUUGGCUCUCAACCUACGAAGGAUGGUUAUUGAGUUUGGGGGGAUUCUGAGGGGGGGGAGGUUGUAUGUUUUUCCUUUUAUUAUUGAUGUUGUGGUUGAUUCCCCACCAACCCCAGCUGUUGGAGCUACUAGAAAAAUAUCCUAGAGUAGGAUCCAAUCAAUUUGUUUUUGCUACAGGUGUCUGAAAACCAUAGAACUAUCCACUGGCUUGUUGGUUUCUAUCCUAGGGGCUAGGCUAGCUAUGGGGCUAGCUUUAAUAUUGUCAUUUCCUGCAAGUGAGCGGAGUGUGUGUGUGUGUGUGUGUGUGUGUGCGUGCACGCGCGCACAUGGGAGUAUGUGCAAGUAUGACCCUCUUUGGCCACUGAGCACCAGUAAGGUUAGAACUGCCUGGGCUCCUAGAAAUCCCCUCGAGAAGGACCAGGAAUCAAGACAUCUUCUGCAGGUUGUCAGCAUCUCUUGAGGGCAGAUGCAGAACUGAUGAGAAAGCUCUUAUUCACCAGUCACAUAACACUGCUCUGCCUUGAGGACACAAGGAAUAACUGGACAGUAAUCUGGCACUACCAGGGAUCAGUUCUUCUAAACCCCAAGGUGGAAAACUUGUGGUUUGUCAUCUCUUCUUUGUCUCCCUGGAGCAGGAGGGGCUACCUUCCUAAAUGAAGGUUUUGACCCUCAGGAUUGGCCAUCAAUUGCUGUAGAAAGUGCUGAUUAGGAAAGAAAAUUCUUGGGUUGGGUAGAAGAGAGAGGGCGUGGGGAAGGGAAAGAAACACUUUGAAGAGAAAGUUUUGGGAGCUAUGGAGGAAAAAAAAAAAUCUAAACUCUAAACCAAAAAUCCUAGAAGGUCCGUCCAAAGGCUUUUCAGCAUGAGAUAACUACCCACAGUUCACUGUCCAGAAAAUUACUCAGAAGUCAUGAGCUGUGUGGUCCUGGGUUCUUUCUGACCCACAGGUGACCACAAGACAACCACAAGACAAACAACUUGAAAUUCUUUUGAAGAUGAAUACAUAGAGAACAUGGACAAAAACACUGCCUUUUGCGCACUUUGACUGCUCUCUUAAGCCAUACGGACAUUGCUUUAAUUAACGAACUAAAAAAAAAGUUUGAAAUGUCUUAGUUUGGAAAUGAUUUGGUUGGAUUUUUUUAAAAAAUCAAUUCAGUGAAAAUAAUAUAACAGGGUUUUUUUUGGAAUUCAUGGUAUUUCUUGUAUCAUCUAUUUUUAGUAAACUUUUUUUUUUUUUGUAUAGAAUUGUUUGUACAAUGUAGCUGCCUUGGCGCUGUGAUCACUGUCAGGAUAUUAGUAUCUGCACAUGACUUAACCACUUUGGGGGACCAUGGACUUGAAACAGAUUUUAUGCCCAAUGGAUAGAUCAACCCCAACUUAGGAUAGAACUUCCUAGAGCAAUGUAGUCACUAGGAAGUAACCACACUCAUCUGUAUAGAAAAGCAGAAAAUGAUUGUCAUCCAAGAGGGAUGGAUGGUGGAUUUAAUGCUUUCCUCUAAAAGAAGAAAGGAACUUUAUAGAUGAAAAUUGAGGAAAUGUCUCCUUACAUUCUGAUGUAAAGUUAGAAAACAUCUUGUUUGUCAGUAGAAAUGAACUCUCCCUAGUAAAGAUCUUAAAUGAACUUAUUUUAGGAUUUGUUAACAUCCAAUAGGGUAUGUCCUUUGUACAUGAAGAUUAUGUUCCUCACCCUCAAGAGGACAUACACUCUUAGCUGUUUUUCUAGGAAUGGAGAUACUUAUUCACUCAUCCAUCUGUACUUUCCCACCUGGUUCCCCUUAUUUGAUGCAGGUUUGCCUGAUAGAUAGCUAGAGUUAGAAGUGUUAUCCAGGACCACAAAAGAAUUUUGUAGCACCAAGUUUUUUUGGUGCCCUUAGAGAGUGAACACGUGACCUUGGUCCCUAGCACUGUUUUCAAGUCAAUUGAGCUAAAUAAAGCAAACAGUUCCACCCCUUCCUUCAGCUUAUCUGAUCUCCCUGUCUUUAAAAAAAAAUCUAUUCAAUGUCAUAUCAAAAAAAUAUGGUAUGGUGGGCAAUCCAGGAAUCUAGUCCCAAGAACUAAUGAACAAAAGAGGCUUGUGAAAGCACACUGCCCACCUAGAUGCCACAAGAUAUGUGUGCUACUUCGUAAACUUUUUUAUUGCUGUGCUUGUAUUUGGCUAUGAUCGGACCGUAGCAUGGUUUUUGCAUCAAUGAUUUGUAGCAUGAUUUUCAUUUCUUAAAAUUUUUUAGCACACAAUGUAAUUAUUCUCCCAACUUACAAUCCAUGUAUUUAAAUGUGGUUCUUCAUUAACUAACACCUCAUCUCUGUAGUGUGAACUGGGUCAAAAGGUGGGAACAAUGUAAAGCUGUUCAGCUGAGUUAGUCAGCUCCAAAGAUAAAUAGUUGAGUUACUUUUCAUUCCUGGGCCUACCAUGUAUCUCCCAUCCUCUCUCCAUUUCAUGAAUAGUUUGAAAUCAAUCUGGAAAUUAAGAGAGAAAUUUAUAAAGGUUUCCCUGCAGUGUUCCCUGUGGUUGUGCAGAAAACCAGAUCUCAUUUUAAAAAAAAAAACACACACGCAAACAAAACACUCCAAAAAAAAUCUAUAGGAAGACAGAGAGGUGCUUUGGGUACAAUUUUAAUAAAAUUUGUUUUUCCUUAAA